AUGAUGGCGACCACUCACAUCGGAGCACUAUAUACUGGACGGUUACUGAUCGGGUUAGCGAACGGAUACUUUAUGACUUUCUCGCAGCUCUACCUCCAGGAAACCAGUCCGGCAAAGUAUAGGGGUUUAUUCCUUUCGGCCUUUCAGUUUUGUACUUCGUUUGGCACUCUCAUCGGAACCAUCAUCGAUUACGCCACCAGCAACAGACCAGAUAAAUCAGCGUACCUGAUCCCUUUGGGCAUUGUAUAUAUCGUCCCUGUCGUUCUAUCGAUUUCCAUGUUUUUCAUUCCCGAGUCACCUAGAUGGCUCAUACUCCAAGGUCGAUACGAGGAAGGUGUAAUGGCACUAACAUGGCUUCGUCCCAAAGGAGCAGACGUCAACUCGGAAGCCACACUCAUUCGUACAGCCAUUGAAAAAGAAAUGGAACUCAAAUCGACCGUCGGCAUCUGGGAUAUGUUCCGCGAUCCGGUGAAUCGACGAAGGACCAUACUCGCCGUUAGUGCUGUCACACUUCAAGCAGGAUCAGGAAGCAUGUUUAUCAUUGCAUACAAAGCCUACUUCUUCGCCAUGGCCCACGUCUCCAAUCCAUUCGGCAUGAGUUGCAUCCUGAGCACAAUGGGCCUCGUGGCCAUCUUGAUCAACUCCUCCAUCGUCGUCCGUUACGGUCGCCGCCGCGUUUUACUCCUGAGCGGCUUGAUAUUCUGCGGCAUCCUCCAACUCAUCAUCGCGGUGGUGUAUGAUAAGCAACCUGGCACGAAGACGACGGGAAAAGUAAUCGUCGCCUUGGUUUGUUUGUACAUGAUGAGUUAUAAUGGAAUGAUAGCAUCCUACGCCUGGUUGUCGGGUGGCGAACUCCCCACCCAACGCCUACGAAGCCACACGUUCGGUCUCGCGGCCGCCAUCGGCUUCCUGGGUGCCUGGCUCACCACCUUCACCGCGCCGUACUUUAUCAACCCGGCCUCGUUGGACUGGGGUCCACGGUACGGGUACAUCUGGUUCCCUUCGUGCGUCGUGGGCGCCGUCUGGGUAUACUUUUUCUUGCCCGAAGUCAAAGGGAGAACGUUGGAAGAAAUUGAUGAGAUGUUCGGGGCGAGAUUACCUGCCCGCAAAUUCCGAAAGUACGAAUGUGUCCAAGCCACGACGGUGUUGCGAGAUCAAAAAGCAAAAUCUCCAGGACGAAAGAGCAUGGAAGAAGUCGAGGAAGUAUGGAGUGACGAAAAGGCCACGGCUGAAACUACAGUCAAUACGGCGUGAACCGAGUGGGACGGAGAAGACGUCAAACGUUGAUAUAUUCCCGCCGCCAAAGGGAUAAAAAGACAAGUUUGCCAGAACAAUGUCCCCACGACCGACGCCUAUGGACCGCUGUCUUAUUGAACAGUCCACAGCGAAAAAUAUAUCUUAUACACAUACGGAGUAUGUUUACAUGUCAUG
This is a messenger RNA of Exophiala oligosperma, 1431 nucleotides long. RefSeq lists its product as uncharacterized. Gene Ontology annotation, biological process: carbohydrate transport; transmembrane transport. Gene Ontology annotation, molecular function: carbohydrate:proton symporter activity. The coding region runs from base 1 to 1254 and encodes 417 amino acids. The transcript has 7 exons. The record is from RefSeq and is a predicted model, not a curated record. Gene Ontology annotation, cellular component: membrane. NCBI's taxonomy places the organism in Eukaryota, Fungi, Ascomycota, Eurotiomycetes, Chaetothyriales, Herpotrichiellaceae.